ACUGAUUAUCAUUCUUACUCCCAGGAUUCAUCUUCUUCCUAGCAUCAUAGUCAUAUCAUUUAUCUAUCCUUUCUUUCGUCACAGCUUCAACUUUCUUCUUUUUUCCUAUAGAGGGAAUCAAGAGUUUCAAGCCGAAGAAUUCCCACUUUUUCUUUCUUUCUUUCUACCUAAGUUUCUCUUUCCUGUGUAAAGAAUCUGUAAAUAGUGUGUUGGGUUUUCUUGGAAAGAUGAUCUCAGUGGUUUGGGAUCUUGGCAGGGAACACGAUCUAAUUCCCUCUGUCUGCUGCAUAUUUUGGUUUCUAGACUUUCUUCGAUUUUGAAAAGACACGCCUUUGAUCGAUUCCUCCUCAAGGGUGCCUGCCCAUAGGGUUCUGAUUCCUUCAACUCCGGGGGGUUUUCUUGAUUUAAAUCCAGAAAAUCGCCAUUGUUGGAACUCCACCUCCGCGGAUUUUCCCCUGCUUCUCACACCGGAAGUCAUGGAGAUUCUCUCGCCGGCGGCGGCAGCCUCUUCCUCGCCUUACCUGGCGAACUCGAUCUGGGUGCUUGAGGAGACCAAAUGGACGGCGGCUGAGAACAAGGCCUUCGAGAGCGCGCUUGCUCUGUACGACAGUGACACGCCGGACCGGUGGAGGAAGGUGGCGGCGAUGGUGCCGGGGAAGACGGUCACGGACGUGAUGAGGCAGUACAAGGAACUGGAGGAUGAUAUUUGCAGCAUUGAGGCCGGACAUAUGGACCCCGUCCCUUUCCCGGCGCCCUUGGAAUGGAGUCGCGCCGGCCCUUUCGACGCUCGGACCCAGUUCCUCGGUGCCGGCGGGAAGAGAUCUCCGUCCCACCGCCCGCCGGAGCAGGAACGGAAGAAGGGUAUCCCCUGGACCGAGGAAGAACACAAACUGUUCUUGAUGGGUCUGAAGAAAUACGGGAAAGGCGACUGGAGAAACAUCUCCCGCAACUUCGUCGUCACCAGGACGCCGACCCAAGUGGCCAGCCACGCGCAGAAGUAUUUCAUCCGACAGAUCUCCGGCGGCGGGAAGGACAAGAGGAGAGCCAGCAUUCACGACAUAACCACAGUAAACCUCGUCGAAACCCAAACGCCUUCUCCGGAUUACAACAAACAGACCACAGUAAACAUGUUCGUCUCCCCUUACUUUUGCACUCAGAUUAUGCCAUUUCAGAUUCAUCCACAAACCCAGUAUUAUUCUGGUUGAGAUUAGAGAACCAGAAAUAAUGGGGUGUUUCUUGCAAUUUCUCGCUUUGUUCUCUUGAGAAUUGAUGAUGAGAAUCAAGAUGUAAUUAAGCUUAUGUUUCUUGUUAAGAAAAGAGAUGAGAAAUGUUGGGCUCAUGAUGAAUGUUCAUCUCGAACAUGAAAAUCAUUGUGAAUCAGUGAUGUGAAGUAGUCAUAUUUCUCUGAUAUUUUUGCUGAAGUUUUUAAACCAAUACUCGGAAAAAUCUUUGAAUAUACAAGAAUACUUAGAAAAUCAAUUAAUUACAUUAUA
Cuscuta campestris is the source of this 1493-nucleotide messenger RNA. Lineage: Eukaryota; Viridiplantae; Streptophyta; Magnoliopsida; Solanales; Convolvulaceae. The record is from the annotation of a GenBank genome assembly.